GCUUUAUUUCGCUCGAGCGUUUCCGCUUGAUAAGUCUGCAGGGGAAGCGGUGAUGAUGACAGUAGUGAUUCUUUAACUGUUUUCUUAGGAAUACCUCUUCUUCUCCUUCUUUUGUAUAUAUAUAUAUUACUUACUACAUUGACUAUAUAUCUCAUUGCUGGUGGUAUCCGGGAAGUCGCCAUACUACUACAACUUCUGUCGUUUGGCACAUACACACCGAUAUAGGUCUCUUAUAGUUUGUUAUGCACUACUACCACCUACUACGUUAUGACUGCUAGCGAUAGUGAUGACGGCAACAUCACGGUUGCCUCCUAUGUCCUAGGCACGAUUGGCACCGUCCUCUGGUGCAUCCAGCUAAUUCCUCAGAUCUGGUAUAAUUGGCGACAGAAGAAAACCGAUGGGUUUCCGCCUUUGAUGAUGCUUUUGUGGGCUUCUUGUGCCGUACCGAUGGGUGCUUAUAUGGUUUUGCAAGAGGUCAAUUUACCGCUACAGAUCCAGCCGCAGAUUUUUGGCUUCUUUUCGCUGGUGAGCUGGGGGCAGAUAUUAUACUAUAAUCAUAAUUAUACUUGUCUCAAGGCAACGUCGUUAGUUGUUGGUACGGCGAUGUUGUUUGGUGGGAUUGAGACGUUGUUAAUUCUCACUUUGAGGAUACCUUAUAAUAAGGGUGUGACCUGGCCGGACCUGGUGGUUGGAGUCGUUGCGGCAAUUCUACUAGCAUCUGGGCUUGUGCCGCCGUAUUUUGAACUGUGGAAGAGAGAUGGUCGGGUAAUUGGGUUCAAUUGGGUGUUUCUGUCCAUUGAUACCCUGGGAGGACUGUUCUCGCUGUUCGCUCUAGCUGCCCAGGGAUCGUUCGAUAUUCUCGGAGGGAUCAUGUACAUUCUCGUGGUCGUCCUCGAGGCAGGAAUAUAUGCAAGCCAUAUCAUAUGGCGGAUUCGAUACCGCGCAGUACGCAAGGAAGCCAAGGCAUCUGGCAGAAGCAUCGAUGAAGUGCUGGAGGAGCGAAAUCAGGUCGAAACGCCUCAGGAUAAUAAGAAAGAUGGGAUCAUUUCUCAUCACCGAGGGAACAACAGCCUUGUGCAGCAGCAGCAGCAGCAGCAUUCGGAGCUAAAAGUAACGCAAAGCAUUUCGGAGGGAAAUGCUGCUGGUGCCUGAAAUCUGUGGCAGCGGAAAAUGGGUGGCAGGUGAUAGGCGUUGCGGGUGCAUCUGCCAUUCGCUACUAUAAAGUACUUACUUAACUUACACUACGGAGUACAGAUCUGAGAUAUCGCAUCUCGACCUGAGACCCGCCCAACGGUCCGAAAGAUGCGAGGCAACUACUACUACAUAAGAACAAAAGAACAAAGAAAAAGGAAAUGGAUGGAUAGAUAGUCAAUCAUACAUCAAGACCCAUUUUCUAGGCCUGAAACGCAGCGAGAAUGUUGCGGACAGGCCGCUGGACAGAGAUGCAUGUGCGCCGUGGCAGCUGGACGGUGCUAAGGGAUCUUAGUUUGCCUUUGGGAUGUCGCUAGUCAUGCAAUUGAUCG
Molecule: messenger RNA, 1523 nt
Organism: Aspergillus eucalypticola CBS 122712
Lineage: Eukaryota; Fungi; Ascomycota; Eurotiomycetes; Eurotiales; Aspergillaceae
Product: PQ-loop repeat-containing protein
Exons: 8
Coding region: 268-1152 (294 amino acids)
Source: RefSeq, a predicted model, not a curated record